This is a messenger RNA of Colossoma macropomum (tambaqui), 5775 nucleotides long. Its product is annotated as collagen alpha-1(XI) chain-like. NCBI's taxonomy places the organism in Eukaryota, Metazoa, Chordata, Actinopteri, Characiformes, Serrasalmidae. The record is from RefSeq and is a predicted model, not a curated record. Gene Ontology annotation, molecular function: extracellular matrix structural constituent.
AGGGAGAGAGAUGUAGAGAGCUGUAAGUCAGCUCUUCACUGUUGCACUGUUGGAGGGAUUGUAAAGGCUCCUUCUCUCUCUCUGUCGUUUACACUGGCACAGCUGUGCCACACUGCUUCUCUCUCUCUUUCUUUCUCUCUCUCUCUUUCUCGUGCUCUGCUGAAGUGGAACUGACCCCAGGUUUGUCCAGCCGGCGGUGGCGAUAUGGCGGGAGCCACUGCAUCUUUACUGCUGCUCGCUCUCCUCCACACAGCGGCCGCCGCUACGUCAACAGAUAAUCACAUCGAUGUGUUGAAGAUAUUAGACCUAUCAGACAGAAUGGAGGGCGUGUCGUUAGAGGCGGGGCUUUGUACGAGUAGGCGUGGCCUGGAGGAGGUGGAUCUGGCCUAUAAAAUCGAUAAGAAGAUACAAGUCAGCGUUCCAACCACACAACUGUUUCCUGACUCUGAGUUUCCGGUGGAUUUCUCGGUGCUGGUGACCGUUCGUCCUCGUCGCGGCGCUCAGUGUUUCCUUCUGUCCGUUUAUAAUCCUGAUGGAGUCCAGCAGUUCGGACUGGAGCUCGGACGCUCUCCGGUCCUUCUGUAUGAAGAUCAGAACGGUCAGCCCAGCCCUGACCAGUACCCCAUCUUUAAGAAGGUCAACCUGGCUGACGGAAAAUGGCACAGGCUGGCGUACAGUGUGGAGGGUAAGAAGGUCACGCUCUACCUAGACUGCCGAAAGGUCAUGACCCUUGACCUCCCCAGAGGUGAGGACCCCAAGGUCAGCACUGAAGGGGUCACUGUGUUUGGGACACGCCUACUGGACGAGGAAGUGUUCGAGGGGGAGAUCCAGCAGUUGUUAAUAUCCCCAGACCCUGCUGCUGCUGCAGAUUACUGUCUGAACUACAUCCCUGACUGUGACUCCGCCCUCCCCUACAGCAGCCUAUCACUGGACCCUGAGGAGGUGGAGAAAGUACCCAGGAAGCCGGUUGUGCAGGAUUACGACGAUGACCUGUACAGUGACCUUUACAGUGACCUCUCUGUAUCCACGGUUACCGCUGGCUCCAACAUCACAGAGUAUGAGUUGGUGGAGUACGAUGAGCUGGAUAACGAGACGGAGUACCUGGUGAAAGAGUACGAAGAGUAUGAGGAAUAUGAGGAAUAUGAUGACCGCUAUGGACCAGCCACCAGGAAUGGAGAAGACUUCUGGAAUGGACAGGGUCCUGCAGGACCAGAGAAAGGUCAGAAAGGAGAACCUGCAGUCUUAGGAUUGGGCACUCUGAUUGAAGGACCCCACGGACCCCCAGGCCCUGAGGGUCCUCCUGGAGAACCUGGCCCAAUGGGACCCCCAGGACCAAGAGGAGAUCCAGGAGAUCUGGGUCCUCCUGGUCGACAGGGGCUUGCAGGGGCUGAUGGGAUACCAGGACCUCCAGGAAACAUGCUAAUGUUACCGUUCCAGUCUGGUGGAGAUGGUCAGAAGGUGCCAGUGGUUUCGGCUCAAGAAGCUCAGGCUCAGGCCAUCCUACAGCACGCCAAGCUCGCUUUGAAAGGGCCACCAGGACCAUUAGGACUAACUGGACGUCCAGGACCGCUGGGUCUGACGGGGCCGACAGGGCUGAAAGGGGACGGCGGCCUGCCUGGACCACCAGGUCCUCGUGGAUUGCCUGGUGUUUCAGGACCAAGCGGAAAGCCCGGCAAAAGGGGGCGUGAUGGCACAGACGGUAGUAGAGGAGAACCAGGAGAGACAGGAGCUAAAGGUGACAGGGGGUUUGAUGGCUUACCCGGUCUCCCUGGAAACAAAGGCCACAGAGGAGAGCAGGGAAGACGAGGACCUGCUGGUCCACCGGGGGAGAUUGGAGAAAAAGGUUCAGAUGGUCAGCCAGGACCAAGAGGCCAGCCAGGAGAGCCUGGCUUGCAGGGUUUGACUGGGCCAAGAGGACUUCCUGGACCUACAGGACUGACUGGGAGCCGUGGGGUUGAUGGAGUUCAGGGUGCAAAGGGAAACCGGGGGUCACCAGGUGAGCCUGGAGCUCCAGGUCAACAAGGGAACCCAGGAUUUCUGGGUUUUCCGGGUCCUCAGGGGGCAGUCGGAUUACCAGGAGAUAAGGGUCCACCAGGAAAGAAAGGAAUGAGGGGCCUACCUGGAACUGACGGACCACCGGGCCACCCAGGGAGAGAAGGACCACCAGGAGAGAAAGGCCUGCCGGGUUCGGUGGGAGUGCAGGGACCUGUUGGAUAUCCGGGAGCCAGAGGCGUGAAGGGUGCUGAUGGUCUGCGAGGGCUGAAAGGCAGUAAAGGAGAGAAGGGUGAAGACGGGUUUCCAGGAGCGAAAGGAGAAAUGGGUGUCAAGGGAGACAACGGAGACUCAGGUCCUCCAGGGACGCGUGGUGAGGACGGUCCUGAAGGCCCAAAGGGUCAGUCUGGACCCCUGGGAGACCCUGGAUCCGCCGGCAUCGCUGGAGAAAAGGGUAAACUAGGUGUUCCCGGUCUCCCGGGAUAUCCUGGACGUCAAGGGCCGAAGGGUGCAGACGGUUUUCCAGGAGCUGUGGGAGUUCCAGGAGAGAAAGGAAGGAAGGGACCUCCAGGGCAGGCGGGCGCUGCAGGACAAAGGGGCCCUAAUGGUGCUCGUGGAGCCAGAGGCGCAAGAGGACCCACAGGAAAGGCGGGAGAAAAGGGGUCUUCUGGGCACGAUGGACCCCCAGGACCAACAGGAGAAAGAGGUCCUCAAGGGCCUCAGGGUCGUAUCGGAGAGAUUGGACCGAAAGGACCAGCUGGUCCUGGUGGGAAAGAUGGUCUACCGGGUCAUCCAGGCCAGCGGGGGGAGCCGGGUUUCCAAGGAAAGACGGGGCCUCCGGGACCCUCAGGUGUGGUGGGGCCACAGGGCAACACAGGGGAGACUGGACCAAUGGGAGAAAGAGGUCAUCCAGGGUCUGCUGGACCACCUGGAGAGCAGGGUCUACCUGGCGCUGCCGGCAAAGAGGGGGCAAAGGGAGACCCCGGAUCCACAGGUGUUUCCGGAAAGAACGGACCGGCCGGGCUGAAAGGUUUCCGCGGUAGUCGAGGAGUACCGGGCGCCAUGGGUCCACCUGGACUGAAAGGAGGUGGGGGACCUGUGGGGCCAUCUGGACCAACUGGGGCUACAGGUGAGAGGGGGCCUCCUGGUCUGGCUGGUGCGAUCGGCCAGCCUGGACGUACUGGAACUAUCGGUGGGCCUGGACCAAUGGGAGAGAAGGGAGAACCAGGGGAGAAGGGUCCAAUAGGCCCUGCAGGUCAGGAUGGAGAGCAGGGGCCUGUGGGAUUACCAGGAGCCACUGGUCCUCCAGGACACCCAGGAGAGGAUGGAGAUAAGGGUGAAACAGGAGGUCCAGGACAGAAAGGCAGCAAAGGAGACAAAGGGGAACCUGGACCUCCGGGGCCAACCGGUACUCAGGGACCAGAGGGGCAGCCAGGUGUGCCGGGAGUUGAUGGGGAGCGGGGGCCACCGGGGCAGCAGGGGAUGUAUGGACAGAAAGGAGAUGAAGGACUGAGGGGCUUUAAAGGAGCCACAGGACCACGAGGACUACAGGGAAUGCCUGGACCUCCAGGAGAGAAAGGAGAGAGUGGACACUCUGGACUGAUCGGUCCUCCUGGUCAGCUCGGCCCACGAGGCCCUCAGGGACCCAGUGGUGGACAGGGUCCUCCUGGCAGGCCGGGCGUUCGCGGUCAGCCUGGUGGAGUUGGGGAGAAGGGGGAGGACGGUGAGUCAGGAGAUCCUGGUCCUGUAGGUGUGCCUGGAAGCACUGGAGAGAAAGGUGAGCAGGGGGAGAAAGGAGACUCUGGACUUUCAGGAGCUGCAGGACCUCCAGGAGCUCGAGGGGCAUCUGGAGAGGAUGGAGCCAAAGGGAACUCUGGUCCUAUUGGUCUUCCCGGAGACCCAGGUCCUCCUGGAGAGCCUGGUGCUGAUGGUGUUGAUGGAGGUCCUGGAUCAAAAGGAGACAAUGGGGAACCAGGCAAAGCUGGCCCUCCUGGAGCCUCUGGAGAGCCUGGUCCUCCAGGACGGCCAGGACGAAGGGGUCAUUUAGGCCCACCAGGAAAGGAAGGGAAGCCUGGAAUGAAAGGAGACAAGGGUGCUCCUGGCUAUGAGGGUGUCCUGGGUAAGACAGGCCCAGUAGGCGGCCAAGGGAAUCCUGGAAAGCCAGGGCCUCAGGGGCUGCCAGGAAUACCAGGACCAGCGGGAGAGCAAGGCUUGAACGGACCCCCAGGUCAGACAGGACCUCCAGGACCAAUGGGUCCCUCAGGUCUGCCAGGUCUGAAGGGAGACCCUGGAAGGAAGGGAGAAAAGGGUCAUGGAGGUCUGAUCGGUCUGAUUGGUCCACCGGGUGACUUUGGAGAGAAAGGAGACCGAGGACUGCCUGGAAACCAGGGAAUACAGGGACCCAAAGGAGAUCCGGGUCCAGUUGGCCCUUCAGGACCCAACGGCCCCCCAGGACCCCCUGGACUGUCUGGAAAUGUUGGGCAAAAAGGGUCAAAAGGAAGUCAGGGCCCUAUUGGACCUCGUGGAGAUACAGGUCCUGUUGGUCCUCCUGGACUUCCAGGUCUGCCUGCAGUAGGGAUGGUGCCUCUCCCAGUUCAGGAUGGAGGCAGAAAGCGCAGGCGUCACUCAGAGGUGGAUGGGGCAUCUCUGGUGGAUGAAGAGAUGGACGGAGAGAUGGAGGGAUUGGAGGAAGAAGGGAUGCAGAGUGAUGGAACAGAAGGAGGGGGAGGAGAGAAGGACAUGGAGGAGGUGUUUGCAUCUCUGGCCUCCAUGAGGACAGAGGUGGAGGGGUUGAGGAACCCCCAAGGAACCUACCACAGCCCAGCCAGAACCUGCAAGGAGCUCUGGAUGUGUAACCCCAAGCUGCCCGAUGGUGUGUAUUGGAUCGAUCCGAAUCAGGGCUGCCACAGAGACUCGUUUAAGGUGUUCUGUAAUUUCACGGCAGAGGGGGAGACCUGCCUGCAGCCCCACAGCAAAUACCAGACGGUGAAGCUGGCUGCGUGGAAUAAGGAGAAGCCUGGUUCCUGGUACAGCCAGUUCAGGAAAGGCUCACAGUUUACUUACAUAGAUGCUGACGGUAAUGAGGUCCAUGUGGUCCAGCUGGGUUUUCUGAAGCUGCUCAGUGCAACAGGCAGACAGUCCUUCACUUAUCUGUGUCAGAACUCGGCCGGCUGGCUGGACAGCACCACCCUCAGCCACUCACGCUCACUGCGUUUCAGAGGCAGCAACGGACAGGAACUCACGCAUACGAACGCCCACUACAUCCAGCCCAGCUAUGACAGCUGCCAGUCUCGGACGGGUCAGGGCCGGACGGUUUUGGAGGUGAACUCUCCGGACUCUGACAUUCUGCCCAUCGUCGAUGUGGCUGUGUCUGAUUUCGGAAACCCGAAACAGAAAUUCGGCUUCGAGGUCGGGACGGUGUGCUUCAACGGCUAAAGAAAGAGAGAGAGUGAGCGAGACAGAGAGAAAAGAAAGAGCUAUUGGUGGAGAGACACACACACAGAGAGACUUUACAGACACCUCGAGUGUAUUUAUGCAGCCCUGCAAAGGGGCGUGACCAAUCCCGUCAGGUGCUUUUAUUUUAUUUUAUUUUUGUUUUGUUUUUUAUUUUGUCCUGAAAACUCAUUACUGUAUUGCUUUUGUUUACCAAACUGCGCAAACCUCAUAAUUAUUCUUUCCUAUUGUAAUAAGUUGUUGAUGUUUUUAUUUUCUUUUUAAAAUAUUUGAUAUUUGUUUGUCUGAAUGUUAUGUAACCAUGGUGCUAAACAAAAUUGCAUUUGAACU